AUGCCUGUCAAUCCUGAGAUGAAAAAUCCGCGAGAAUAUCGCGACUUGUGGAAACAUAUAACGCAUCGACGUGGUUGGGGGUAUCCCGAUGUAUUGGAUGUUCAAGGCUCUGUAUUUUGGAAUAUUGUCCCUUUACUCUUUUUUACAGGUUUAUGGACAGUUCUCAUCGUUUUCCUUUAUAUGACACUCCACAUAAAAGCGGUUGCCGUUUCCAGCAAUUUAACCGCUUCCGUCUCCGUUGUAGUGGCUCUUCUUUUAGCUUUCCGUACAAACAACUCAUAUACUCAAUAUAAUGAAGGUAGACAUUUAUUCACUAAUAUGUGUACUGUUGUCAGAAAUUGUACGCGCUCAAUAUGGAUAGGUGUCAGAGAACGUAAUGAACAAGAUCAUCUCGAAAAAGAUGCUUGUAUUAAACUAUUAUUGGCAUAUGUAGUUGCUGUUAAGCACCAUAUUCGGUUCGAAUUUGGAAUUCAUUGGAAUGAUUUGGAUGAUCUUCUUCCUGAAGGCUUUCAAAAGACCUAUUAUGAAGGUAGUGCCGCACAGGUUGAAGAAACUGUUGGAGAUAGAUCUUUGCUCGCUGUAUUACCAACUUCAAUUCGAACAAUAUCAAACAAAAUUCCGCCAACCGUUUUUAGAUCAAUUCUUAAGUUUUCGAAAGAGGAGAGGAAAGAAUUGCUUCGUGAACAUGAAAAAGAGUUAACUUCCGAAGUUGAAGCUGAUGCGAUGAUUGCUCUUCCGUUCACCAUAGUUGCUGACCUUGAUUGGUUUACUAUUCCUACUAUGAUUCUAGUAGCUUUUAUUUUCUAUGGUAUUUUGGCUGUCGGUUCCGAAAUUGAGAACCCGUUUGGAUACGAUGAGAACGAUCUUCCAUUGGACGAAUACUGUAAGGAUUUGGAAGCAGAAGUUAAAUAUUUGCAACUACACCUUCCAAGUGAUUUAAAAUACAAGUAG
This is a messenger RNA of Racocetra persica, 951 nucleotides long. The record is from the annotation of a GenBank genome assembly. Lineage: Eukaryota; Fungi; Glomeromycota; Glomeromycetes; Diversisporales; Gigasporaceae.